AUGGAGCGGAGGUUUGCUAGAUCAGAUGCACCGCUAGGAUAUAUCGCACGCCUUGCGCGACAGCGAUGGAGAUCUGGGUCUUUCCCCCGCCGCGCAGGAUCCAGCAGCGCAUCAGCGACGCCCAGCGUCCAAGCGUCCGACGAGAAACCUACUGAGAACCCAACGCCAUCACGCAGUCCAAAGCCGCUCCCGCCGCUCUCUGUAAUGCCCACGCGGAUCCUGCUUCGCUCUCUCAUGAUGACGUACAUCCUGUCGUCGCCGCGGCUGGUCGGGCUCAGUAUCCCGAUCAUGCACCGGAUCUCGUACAGCAAAUCGUGGUUCCUCAACCCGGAUCGAAAUCCUGUACUGCAUGGCAUUGUGAGACGGGUGUUCUAUGACCAUUUCUGCGCGGGAGAGAAUGAGGCGGAGGUCAAGAAGACGAUGGCGACAAUGGCGAAGAUGGGGUUCGAGGGUGUGAUUCUGGGAUAUGCGCGCGAGACACUGGUGGAGAAGAGUGCGUCCCCGAAAGAUAAUGUAGAGACGUCGGCUGCUGAUAUAGCUGAGCGGGUGGUGAAGGAGUGGAAAGAGGGGACUUUGCAAACACUAGCUAUGCUUGGCCCUGAAGACUUCCUGGCCGUGAAAUUGACGGGUGCGGGUCCAGCAGCUAUAGAGGCCAUGACGAAGAGGGAAGCUCCUCCGCCAGUGCUAGAAGCAGCCAUUACAGAAAUAUGCGACCAGGCUUCCAAGCAAGGCACGCGUCUCUGGAUCGACGCCGAGCAGCAAGUCUUCCAGCACGCAAUCGACACCUGGACCAUCGAUCUCAUGCGGAAGUAUAACCGUGACGGCCGAGUCCUGGUAUACAACACCCUCCAGGCGUACCUCAAAAGCACGCCUCAGAACAUCACCCGGCACUUGCAGCUGGCACAAAAGGAGGAUUGGAGCCUCGGCAUCAAACUCGUUCGCGGUGCGUACAUCACGAGCGAGGAGCGGGCGCUGAUCCAUGACACGAUCGAGGAUACGCACGCGUGCUACAACUCCAUUGUUCGGAACCUGCUCUCCAGGACCUUCCCCGGCGUGUCUCAAGACGUGGAGUUUCCACAUAUGCAGCUCUUCCUUGCGUCUCAUAAUGCAGAGAGUGUGAGAUCGGGAUAUGAAAUCUGGAGGGAGAGAAAUGAGAAGGGGCUGCCAACGAUCAAGUUGGAGAUCGGACAGUUGCAAGGUAUGGCGGAUGAGGUGAGCUGUGGACUUGUCCAGAUGCGGCGGGAGAUGAUGGCGGUUGGGGGCAAUGGCUCCGAGAAAGUCUGGUAUCCGAGAGCUUUCAAAUGUUUAUGUUGGGGCAAGACCCAGGAGUGCAUUCAGUUCUUGGUGAGGCGAGUCGUUGAAAAUAGGGGCUCGCUUGAUAGGACGAGGUUCUGGCUAGAUGGGUUGAAGAGGGAGUUAUGGCGGCGGAUGAAGACGUCCAUUGGGCUUGACUAA
This is a messenger RNA of Amorphotheca resinae ATCC 22711, 1455 nucleotides long. RefSeq lists its product as hypothetical. The coding region runs from base 1 to 1455 and encodes 484 amino acids. Lineage: Eukaryota; Fungi; Ascomycota; Leotiomycetes; Helotiales; Amorphothecaceae. Gene Ontology annotation, molecular function: FAD binding; proline dehydrogenase activity. The transcript has 2 exons. Gene Ontology annotation, cellular component: mitochondrion. The record is from RefSeq and is a predicted model, not a curated record.